CAUAAGUAAUAAGUAGUAUAUUGAAUAACGUUUAAUUUAGUUUUUGCAGUCGGUCAAGAAAAGCAUGUCAUAUAGGCCUUCAAAAUAUUGUUUAUUUUUGUUCGUACUGUUAUGCACGGCGUGUACUUUUCUAUUACAAAAGCAAUGGCAAAAACCUACAACAGAACGACUGUUUUAUCCCAAACCUAGAAAAUACUUGGCCAGAUUCAAAACUGUAUUCCCAAAUGAUUCGGCUUGGUUUGGGCUUGCUUAUACAAACCAGUAUGGCCUACCGUACAGUGACUUUCAUAACUUGACAUUCCAACAAAACCUUCAAGACUGGAGAGUUUGUUUUCCUGAACUGAUGUCUUCUUUAUCGGACAUACAAAAGCGAAACACGACCUUCACUUUGAAUACUUUAAAAAACUCUAGAGUUGUCAUCGUAGAUAAAAGAACGGAAUACAAAAUCGGGGAUAUACUGAAUGCUCGAAUUGAUGCCUAUGAAUGGAACGAAAACAAAAGUUCGAUUGGAGGCGAUUUGUUUCUUGCUAGAUUAAUUUAUGGAAAUGACACCUUAUACCCUGAUGGAGUAUCUGGUAUAGUUACCGAUCAUCGAAAUGGAACGUACAGUAUUAGAGCCCCACUGUUGAUUUCGGGCAAAGCACGACUUGAAGUAAAACUCAUGAUACCGCUUGAAGGAAUAGCCGAACUUGUUAGAUGUACAACUCUACGAAAGUAUCUUGACACCCAAUACAUUGCCAAGUUCGAAACGGAAGAACAGACGGAGUGUAACGUAGACUUGAGGUUUACGAGCUUGAUCGCCGACGAGAUUUGCGACUACAGCAAUCCACGUAACCACGAACCUUGGUUUUGCGUUAAACCACCGUCGGGAAAAUGUCAUAAGAUCGUUAAUGAAGUGUUCAAAAAAUUCCACCGUUCGGAGUUUGACAUGUCAAUUGAAAAAUGCAAUGAACCUUUGCUUAGAAAACUUGGAUGCAACCAGACUAUCCAAUCCCCAGGUUUGAACAUUACAGUAAGCCCAGGUAUUGAAGAACCAAAGCAACCUUUACCGCUGUGCAAAACUAGUUUAAAUGGAAUGACGCAAUCAAGACCCAGUGGGUAUUUUGUUAGUGGUACAUGGAAGUCGACAUUUUGUAAAAAUGUUGUCAAGUCAUUUGAAGAGGCAAGACCUUGUCUCGAGCACAAAGAGAUCUAUUUUCUCGGCGACUCAACAACUCGGCAGUACUAUUACCUGUUUACUACCAAGAUGGGGUCGACUGUAACAGAGCCACCGUAUAACCAAGGGUAUUGGCACGAACCAAAAACGUUUUUGAAAGACAAAAUUCGGAUAUAUUAUCGACCACAUGGACCACCAUUGCAAAAUAAUGGACCACCGCACACCAAACCUUACGUGACUGAUGUGGUGGAUGAAAUUGCGCCCGGAGAGCAUGAAGUAGUUAUAGUUUUUAACCUAGGACUACAUAUUAUUUACUACGAGCCAUCUUUAUUCAUUCAUCGUAUGCGGGGAAUCCGAGACGCUAUGCUAGGGCUUAACAAACGACGGACCAAUGUUCGAUUCAUUUAUCGAAGUCAACGAGCCUUGAAUCCAAGCUAUGGCCAAAUCAACGGCUGGCUUGCUUACCGAUACGAUGUCCUUACUCGAGAGAUAUUCAAAGGGGUAAACAAUUUCUUUUAUUUUGAUGUUUGGGACAUGUCGGUAGUUUGGCCGCUCAACGAAUUCCAUCCUGAACAACCUUAUUUAAAACAAGAAGGACUUUACUUGUGCAAUUUUAUAUGUAACGAUUUAACUCUUUAGCCUGUAUGCCAAUUCAUUAAUUUCGGUUUAUAUGUAGGCCUAUAUGUGUAUGACCUUGGAUUUAUAUAGAACAGCAUAAUGAAAAUACCUUUGUAUAUGAACAUUUUUAUCUUAUAUUGUAAGUAUAUUGUUCAUUAAAAGGGACAAAAAAACAUUUUUAUAUAAUUGGUGUAUGAAUAGUUUUUGAUGUGCUGAAUCUAACGGUAUUUAUUCUUUCGUUAAAAACAUUUUCGCAACCCGCGUGAUGUCGCUAAAGAACUGAGAAUUUUUCUAUGGACAUAUAAUAUGACUUUAUUUCCCAAUUAAUGUAGUUUAGCAAACCAAUAUUUGCUAAAUUUGGAAAAGGACCAAGCAAAGCAUAGCCUACAGCCUUACAACAGUAUGUGUAUAUUGACAACUUCAUUUACAAUGUUAAUUAUUAUUAUAUAUUCAUUACACUCCAUCCGUAAGCCGAGAACAAUAGCUCGAUUCUUGUUCAAAAGUUAAGAAUCUUUAGCACCUACUGUUUACAUGUUUAACAUUUGUGUUCUUCUAACGGUGCCAGCCACAAAAUAAACAGAGAAACCGCUUAUAGGAAUUUGCUAAUUACAAAAGUAUGUACGGUCAAACAAGGUUAAACUAAAACACGAACAGAGUUCUGAAGCUAUGUUGCGUUCUGUUACUAAAGUUGUAGUUUUAAACUCUUGACCUAUGCGCCAUUAUCGUUAUUAUGACGUUGUACAGUACCUUUUUUUAGUUUCUAUUAGCAUUUAAUACUUGCAUGCUAAAUAAGUAACUAUAUAUGUAGUGUUAAAUCGAUCAAACAAUUUAGUAUAUGCUUUAAAAAUACACAGUUUUUAUGCAGUA
Molecule: messenger RNA, 2641 nt
Organism: Ciona intestinalis (vase tunicate)
Lineage: Eukaryota; Metazoa; Chordata; Ascidiacea; Phlebobranchia; Cionidae
Product: NXPE family member 4-like
Source: RefSeq, a predicted model, not a curated record